UGUUUAAAUUUUGUACAGCGAAUUGCACAACAAAUUGAAAGUAUGUGGUUAAAAAUAAUUAUUGAGGACGUUUUCCAAAAAUAGAUUAUAUGUUUGUCUUUUCCAUACAAAAUACGGCGCCUCACAUCAUUCCUUAACAGCUUCUUGAUUGAUACACACGAGUGGCCACACAGGCGGACAACAUUCACACAGGACAGGUCAAUCAAACUUCUCGGCCUUUUUAUCAAAUCAUUUAACAGCAAAUUUUCUUACAAACACUGAAAUGGAAGGCAUCGUAGCAGAAGGGCAUACCCAAACACUAGUGAAACCAUCACCAUGGGGAAAGGCUGUCCAAUCAAGUCCCUGGGGUCAAUCAACCAAUCAGAAUGCUGCCCCUUGUAGUCUAGAAGAAGUGAUGAGCGAACAGUUGGCUAGCGAGCUUCAACAAGAAGAAGACAAAACGUGCGGCUUUCCGGAGGCUGCCGGUGUUGAUGUAGAGCCAGAAAUCCAGGAGCUUAUAGAAGCAGCGAACAGUGAAGGGGACACAAGCAGUGACGUAGUUCUGGCCCGCAUGCUUCAGAUGCAGUACGACCAGGAACACAACCAGCUGCUCCAGGCACAGGAGUCACACCUCAAUAAGUGCAACACUGUGAAAGUGUCGUUUGAGAAGUACAAGUUAGAAUACCCAGCUUUCAGUGAUGAUGAAAAGGAAGACAGCCAGUGCUUUGAUGAUGAGUACGAGAACAAGAAGACAGAAUGGGAGAAAAGUCCAGUAGUGGCAUCAUCCAAAGGAUAUUCUGGCCGAGGAAAAAACAUCGUUACAAAGCAUGAUGCAGUCAUUUGUGGGCGGAAAAACGCUUCAAAAAUGAUGGACUUCACGCCCGAGUUUGAGAGUGGGGACUGUGAAGAAAUGGACAUGCGACUGCCAAACAACGAUUAUAAUCAUCUGAAACGACACAGCAAUAAAGCAGACAGACGUCAGCAAAAACUACACGAGAAGAAGGAACACUCCACUGCGGAGCAUGCCAUGGAUCCACGUACACGCCUCCUGCUUUACAAGCUGGUGAACAGUGGCACCCUUGAGUCGAUCAGUGGCAGUAUCAGCACUGGGAAGGAGUCCGUCGUGCUACACGCUUAUGGAGGAAGGAUAGAGGGCAGAACCCUCGCGACAGAAGUGGCAAUCAAGGUGUUCAAAACAACGCUGAACGAGUUCAAGACUCGAGAGAAGUACGUUCAUGGCGACCAUCGCUUCUCCAAGGAUGACUACAAGAAACAGAACCCCAGGAAGAUCAUCAAGAUGUGGGCCAUGAAGGAGUGUGCUAAUCUGGGCAGAAUGCACAAAUUCAACAUCCCAUGUCCAGUGGUACAGAUCAUAAAGAAGCAUGUCCUGGUGAUGACCUUCAUAGGGGAGGACCGCAAACCUGCACCGAAACUGAAACAUGCCAAACUGUCAGCAGAAAAUAUAGAGGACGCUUAUGACCAGGUUGUGAAGAUUAUGCGUAAGAUGUACCUGAAGUGUGGCCUGGUACAUGCGGACCUCAGUGAGUACAACAUGUUGUGGCAUGCAGACACAGUGUGGAUCAUUGACGUUUCACAAGCGGUGUACCUAGACCACCCUCGAGCUCUCGAGUUCCUCUAUAGGGACUGCACCAAUGUGGUUAACUUCUUCUCUGAAAGUGGAGCCCAUGCAGUGAUGACCCCUGAGCAGCUGUUUAACAAGGUUACCGACCUGGAUAUCAGGGGUCAAGGGUCAGACUUCAUUGCACAGGUGCAGAGAUAUGCAAAAGAGAAAAGUCAAGAGCUAAUUGCGAAUGAAAAAAGUGACAAAAACUAUGCGUUUGAUUACUUCUUUGAUAAAUCCGUAAAGGACAAGAGCAAUUUCGAUACGCUGAUUAUUUCCGACUCUGACAGCGAAGAAGACGAUGACGAUGUUGAUGAUGAUGAUGAAGUUUGUAGUGAUAUUAAAGAAGAAGGAUACAUGGAUGUAAUAUAUGAUACUGCUAAUGUUGUGGAUAAUGCUUGUAGUGACGACAGUAAUGCUACUGCUGGUGAAGUUGAUAAUCUAAAAGAUGAAAAUUGUAAGAAUGGUAGCAGGGUUGGUGUUUGUAAAGACAAUGAAGUAGGUGAAAUGAAGGAGGUUUCUAUAAAUGAUGAGACUGCACAGGGUUCAAGCUAGUAUACCUACAGUUGUGCAAAAUCAGGUUUACUAUGUGGCCGGUAAAGCUGGUAAAAGAUUGGGAAAAAACUCUCUGGCUCAUGCUGAUUAGAAAAAAACUUACCUGUUUAUUUGUGUGCCCAUUAAAGCUGAAAAAAGACGGAUAGAAAAAACUCAUUGCCUCAAAUAGACAAUACAAAAAUAGUGAAGGUUAGAAAAACUUAGAAAUUUAAAAGAAUCAUUUAACAAAAAUGGUAUCAUAUUAUAUGUAAUACGCUUAUCAAGGCUUCUUUGGUCUAUUGUUACAAAAUGUCAAACUUAAAAUUAA
This is a messenger RNA of Dreissena polymorpha, 2462 nucleotides long. RefSeq names its product serine/threonine-protein kinase RIO3-like. Gene Ontology annotation, cellular component: cytosol; preribosome, small subunit precursor. Lineage: Eukaryota; Metazoa; Mollusca; Bivalvia; Myida; Dreissenidae. The coding region runs from base 263 to 2155 and encodes 630 amino acids. Gene Ontology annotation, biological process: maturation of SSU-rRNA; protein phosphorylation. The transcript is spliced from 12 exons. The record is from RefSeq and is a predicted model, not a curated record. Gene Ontology annotation, molecular function: ATP binding; protein serine/threonine kinase activity.